AUGUCGUAUGGAAUGCAUCCUCCACAGCCACCACAUCCGCCUCAAGAUUCACAUCUGCGAGAUCGAAUCGACAAAAUGGCUUCAUUUGUGGCCCGAAGUGGACCGAGUGUCGAGGAAACGACUCGCCAAAAACAGGCUGGAAACGAGCAAUUUUCAUUUUUGUUUGAGGGCGAUCUAUACAACUCCUACUACAGAUACCGCGUUGAUAUGGAAGUGGCUUUUAUUAGAGGUUUGCCGCCGCGACACCACUCAGAAGUGCCCUUUUCAAACAAUGCACUGAAUCAAUUUGACCCUCAAAUUGUAAUACAUAAGAUUCAACAAUGUAAAGCAGCCAUUCAACAAAGUGAGGCGAAUUUGAGUGGGCAAAGAGAUUCGAUUCCAUUGAUUAAAGAGGCCCAGCUAUUGCAAGCGAUGCUUGAAGCCGAGAACUGCAAAAUAGCAAGAUUACUUCAGUCCGUUCAUUUGGACGUAUCUCCACUCGCACACAUGAUGGAAGAAUUAUAUGGACGGGCAUCAAAGGACGUUGUGGUGAACUGCAAAAAAUGGAUCCUCGACAAUUGUACAACGGAUCAAAUACGCGAAAUCUUGUUGAUGUACUUGCUACAUCGUGUCCGUGAAAGUCAAUCAAACGACAACUUCAAAAUUCACAUCUUAUAUUUAAUCAAUGAUUGGGCACAUUAUUGUCAACGAAAAAAACUGGACACUCAAACACAAAUGUUAUCCCGUUAUGUUCCAAAGAUGUAUGCAUGGGUAUCUGAAUGUGCUCAAGACAGAAUGACUGUAACGGAAAAACUUGAUAAAUUGCUGGGAACCUGGGAAGGGCACAAAUACUUUAACGAUCAAUGCUUUAAGCAAUUGCGCAAUCCAUCUAUGAUUUUUACGACCGAGAAGACUACUUUAUAUGGAGAAUAUGGACAUCUCGCUCAAUCAAUCGAAACCAAUCUAGUGGCCAUGCUAGCGGGGUAUGAGGCACAGCAUAAAGAAUUUUGUGCACACCAAGUGAGGGAAAUCAAAAGGCUUGAGAAUCAAAUCGAACUUUCAGAAAGACCAGAUGUACCAAAAUCACUUCUAGCAAUGGAUAUAGCUCCUCCUGCUGAUUAUGAGGGCCGACGGCGUUCUCGGUUUGACCAAUCAGCCCCUUCAAGAUUCCCCCGAGAACAUCCGGAAAAUUCAAGCUUUGAAAGUCCGCAGAAAAAUCGACAAGAUCAAGAUGAAGACGACAUUGAUGGAGUUGAAUACAACGAAGAGGAUCUCAUUCCAAAAUGCGAAUAUUGGGAUACACCGGCUGGCUUAAUGAAAGCUCGAAUUGAUAUGCAUGAAUUUACGUACAAGGCAAUGGAUCCAAAUGCUAUUCGCCUUGAACCACCAAUGCCUCCAUCAGCUUCUCUUCGGCACGCUAUACAAAUGUUUUAUGCGGAAGGCCCCGAUUUGCCACCACGAGACGAACUUGGGUGGGAAGCUGGUGGACUGGCUGCAUUCUUUGAACGAAAAAUGCACAUGAAGAGUAUCCAAACGGAAAAGCUCAUAGCGGAUGGGAAAGAUCCAGGAGAAAUGAUUACGAACAAGAUGUCUCAAGAAGAUUUCGAUGAAGAGAUGCGAGAACAAGAAAGAGCACGACGUGAAGCACGACAAGCUGCCAUUGAUUCUCGAAGAAGUCGAUCAAAAAGCAGAACAUCUUCAUCAUCACGUUCAAGUUCGAGAAGUUCUUCUAGAAGCCGUCGGAGAAGACGUUCCCGAUCUGCCUCUUCCGAUCGCCGUCGUGAUUCAUCCCGAUCUUUGUCACGCUCUCGUUCACGUUCACGCAGUUCUACCCCUGGAGCAUAUAGACGGCCUCGGUCUCCAACUCCUGAGAAUUAUAUGCCUCCAAUGUCUGCUUUUAUGCAAACUAGAGCGCCUGCAACGCCCCUCGGAAUGGAAAACAAAGGAGCUCAACUUAUGGCCAAAAUGGGAUGGAAGGGAACCGGUCUUGGGGCAAAUGAAUCCGGGAUUCAAGCGCCAAUCAAUGCGGGUGAAGUGAGAGAGAAAGGAGAAAUGUAUAAGGGGCUCGGUCAAGGCACUGAUAUGUACGAGUCCUACAGGAAGCAACUCAGCGGUGGAUAUCAUGCGCGAAAUGCCAAAUUCCAUGAGAUGAAAGAACGCGAACAACGACGGUUUAAC
Mesorhabditis belari is the source of this 2157-nucleotide messenger RNA. The record is from the annotation of a GenBank genome assembly. Lineage: Eukaryota; Metazoa; Nematoda; Chromadorea; Rhabditida; Rhabditidae.